UUGUUGUUCGUUCGCACGUCAGCCGGUCAGCAGUAGGCCGCGCUUGGCCGCAGCUCACGGGAGUCAUAGCGCAGGAGGCGCCGUUAUGUCCACCACGGCGGUUUGUCUCCCUUCGAGUGCCGCUCAACUGCUAGAAUCCAUACUCAUGGCCCUAGCAAUCAUCACUUGCGGGCAGGGCGUCCACGGCAAACCCAUCAACUCAAUGGUAGGACCUUACAUUGCGUACGUGGAGCGCUUUUACAAUUGUGACCCCGAAAACCGGACGCUUCCCUGGAGAUGGUAUUUGCGUGGGUCUCACUUCAACCCAUUUAAACCAAAAGAGUUUCAACGCCUGACAGGCAAUAUAACGUUAACAAAUGCAACUUUUGAUGACAGCUGCUCGAUGAAAAUAAUUUUAGAUCUUCGUUCGAAUAACCAAUGGAAGGAAAACGCAUUUGUCUUCAAUUUUAGAAAGAAUGCAUGUCGCGUUUUUAAAGAAAAUAAUCCCACACUUUAUGAGGUGGUUUACAAGAAAAGAGAAAGCAACGGCGCGUGCAUUUUAAAACCCGGAGUUUACGAGCUCAACAAUGCAUCAGUCGACUGGACGUUUCCAAAUGUUCCUAUCCUACCCUAUGGAAGGUAUAGGUUACGAUCAAUGACUGGUAAAGCUGAUGACCUAUACUCAUGCUGGGCUGCAGAUUGUAGGGCUGUUCCGAAAUCCGACUAGCACCAUGAUUAUCCUAAUGUAUAUAUAUUAUAUAUACGCGCGGCGCGUCGUGGCGGGGCGCAUUGGUGCGAAAAACCGAGAAUUUUGGGGGCACCAAUUGGUGAGAAUAUCCACUUUGUUCAGAAUAUCGCGCAAUUUUCGAUGUUUUGUAUCUGCUUCUCUGUUUGGUUCACUGAUGAGACAAAGCGUUCAACUGCUCAACAUCUGUAAGUGUGCAACUUAAAGUCGAAUGUCUGCAAGUGUUCAACACACUAGUUGGGCAAUUGAAAUUGUGCAACUCCUCUGCUUAACACUUCCCACUCAAUCAAAAGAGGUGUUUAACGUAGAGGUUGCAAACUUACAAGUGCACAACAACAGAGUUGGACACUUGAGAGUGCACAAUGAAGGAGUUGAACACUUGGAAGUGUGCACCUUGCAUUUGUACACGAACAAAUGUUGAAGAAGUUGCACACUACAUUUAUCACUGGGCUUGGUUGAGACGUUUUUUUUCUAUGCUCAUUUAGUGGGGCUCUACAGCCCUUUUUGAG
Frankliniella occidentalis (western flower thrips) is the source of this 1233-nucleotide messenger RNA. RefSeq lists its product as uncharacterized. The transcript is spliced from 4 exons. Bases 86 to 706 code for a protein of 206 amino acids. The record is from RefSeq and is a predicted model, not a curated record. NCBI's taxonomy places the organism in Eukaryota, Metazoa, Arthropoda, Insecta, Thysanoptera, Thripidae.